CUAAAACCGAUCCCUACUUUUUAGAACUUGAAGAGACUAAACCCAAGUCGUCACGUGUAGUAAAAAUUUGCAUUAGUUGCAAUUAUCAUUGUCGAGGUUCCCUCCAGACUCGGUAGUACAUCACAAAUAAAUACGAUAUAAUAGUCGGUUCGCGAUAUUCAACUUGUGAACUGUGCUUUAGUUUUUUUGCAGUGGGAAAACUUACCAUGGGCGGCAACUUUGUUUUCGGAUUGCUACUGUUCAGUGUUGCAUUUGCCGGAACACAAGAAUAUGUUAUAUUGGAUGAACCAGAAACUGAUAUCUGGGACGAAUACCUUAAACCCAACCAACUACUAUUGGAAUUAUGCAAAGAUUAUCAUCUGACAAUCAACAAUAAUCAAAUAGAUUGCUCGAAUAUUGAAUUUAAAGCCAAGCAAGACAAUACCCACAUUAUUCACAGAAGAGAGGCUGACGAUAUUGAACUGGAAGGAUCUGGCAAUGGUGAAUCUGAAAUAUCACUGUUUGGGGAAAACAAUAAGGAUGAAGCAGCAGAAUCUGUAGAAAAAUCAGAUGUGGUAAAAGAGGCUGCAAAUGAUACUGUUGUAGCUGUAGAAGCAUCAAAUAAUGCUCAAGGAGAAUCUGAUGUAGAUCCACCAGCAGCAGAAGUUGUAGUACCUUCAGUAUCAGAAUCAGACAAGGUUGAAAAAGUAGAUCCACCAGCGACAGAAAAUGUUCCAGAAGUUGUUGAUGCUCAAGAAAUACCUGCUGUAGAACCACCAGUAGUAGAAAGUGUUCCAGAAGUUAUAGAUGAUGUUCAAGAAAAAUCUGCUGUAGAUCCACCAGCAGUAGAAGUUGUUGUGCCAUCAGUAACAGAAUCAGACAAGGCUCAAGAAGAAUCUGCUUUAAAACCAUCAGAAUCUGCUGCUGUUGAGCCAGAAGAAUCAGCUGUGAAACCAUCAGAAGAAAAAUCAGAGAAUGUUCCAGAAGAAUCUGUUGUUGUUGAAGCCGUACAACCAGAAGCUGGAUUAGAGAAGGUUUCAAAACCAUCUGAAUCUGAUGCUAUAGGCGAAAUUGUUGACAACGUCGCAAAAGAGACCGUUGAAGAAGCAAAAGAAGCCGACGUUGCCUUGAUACAACCUGAAGUAAUCGAUGAAAAACAAUCAGGCAACGCAAUUUUGUUCAAAGAACCCAAAACUCUUGAAGCCAAUAAUAGUCCAGUAGAAGGCAGCGACAGCGAAAAACAUCUAGCAAGCCUUGCCACUAACGAAGACUCAAAAAUUGAACAACCCACCACUGGUGAAAGCGCCAAAACCGUAUCGAAAGCAAGCAAAGACACCACAAUUCUUAUAGUUUUAUUCGUAGUAGUCUUGGUCAUAGGAGGAGCAGCUUUUACACAUCACAUGAUUAAAAUGCGUAAAGCUAAAAGGGCAGAGGAAAGUAGUUUGGUUGAUGGAAUUAGAAAAAGCCUGCAAAAUUUGGCUGGCAAUGGCAAAGCACCUACUCCAGAUGUGGAACAAGGUACUGAAAUGAAACCUUUGAUGAAUGUGGAUAGCAAUAGCAGUCCGGUUAUGGUUAAAGAGUAUUCGGAUAAGAAAAAUCAGUUGGAAGCUUGAAUUUGUUUAUUAUAAGUUUGUAUUUUUAUUUUGUGAUAAUUUUUUAGUCAGUACUUACUGAAAUGAGAAGCAUUGUGCCUGUUUUGUAACUGUUGUCUUUAUAAAAACAAUGUACUUAUACAUUUACGGAAAUAUUUAUAAUAAUAAAUUGUUUUUUAAGUUGUCAGUUUGUUAUUUU
Messenger RNA from Ceutorhynchus assimilis (cabbage seed weevil), 1770 nucleotides. The record is from the annotation of a GenBank genome assembly. Lineage: Eukaryota; Metazoa; Arthropoda; Insecta; Coleoptera; Curculionidae.